CUCACACACACACAGCGACCAGUUGAAACGAAAGGAUCCUAUUCCGGCUGACUUGGAUUGGAGACAUGACCAAAGAGACUGAGACUGUGGGACUGGUCUUUCAGAGCGAGAACUUCAACUAUAACCGUUACAACAACUACGCCAUGGACUCCUGGUCUUACAUGGAGAGUCCGGUCCUGGAGCAGAACCACCCCAAACCCAGACUCCACCCAGGAGACGACCUGGCCGCCUUAACCAUGCUGUAUGAACAGUGCAAGAACCAGAAAGAUCAGAAGAGUGGUACCAGCAACCGCAUUGGCAACAUCUGCAAAACAGAGAGAAAUCUCACCAACACCAAUGAGCUCGUUUCGUUGGAGGCGUCCGCCAACGUCAUGAAGAUCCUCUCCGACGGCGUUCCCUUGAGCCAUCUCCAGGAGGCUUUGGGAUCCAAGCAGAACGCCUCACUGCCCAACUCCGCCCCCACCACCUCCGACACCUACGCCACCCUGACCAGCGUGGUGGCGGACACCUACGACAAGCAGGAGCUCAACAUCAUCUUCGACUCCCUGCUGACCGGCAGCUUCCCCGAUCCCAGCGCCGAGACUCUUCCCUAUAGCGAUCCCUUCCCGAAUGACCAGUCCAGCCCGGUCUACUCGGGCUCCUACACCGGCUCUCCACCAGAGAGAUUCAGGAAUGAGUUCCAGUUUUCCCUGGGAGCUCCUGUGGCUUCUUCCUACAAGUCCAGUGAGCUGCCCAUGGUUUACCUGAACAAAGGCCAGUUCUACCCCAUCACUCUGCAGGGAGUGGACAGCAGCGCCUGCCUCACCGCCACGAAAGUCAAGACCGUGGUGAUGGCCGUGUUCGAGAAUGACAAGAGCCCAGAAAUGCAGCUCCGCUUUUGGAAUCACUGGCACGCACGUCAGCCAACCGCCAAGCAGAGGGUCAUUGACAUCGCAGACUACAAAGAAGUGUUCAGCGGGAUUAGCAACGUCGAGGAGUUGGCCUUCAACGCUCUUUCCUUUGUCUGGAACCCCAAUGAAGAGGCCAAGGUUUACAUCGGCAUCAACUCCCUCAGCACGGACUUCUCGGCUCAGAAGGGAGUGAAAGGCCUUCCUCUGAAUCUGCAGAUCGACACGUACGACUUCAGCUCAGGAAACAACCAGCUGCUGCACAGAGCCGCUUGCCAGGUCAAGAUUUUCUGCGAUAAGGGCGCCGAGAGGAAGAUGCGCGACGAGGAGAGGAAGAGAAGCAAAAGGAGGGUGAAGCCCGACGCUAACGCCAACAAGUCUCAAGUGAGCAGCUCCAUGGGCAGCGACUGCACCUUCUUCAAGACCCUGGAUGACCACAUCACCCAGCCAGUUCUCUUCAUUCCAGAAACACACCUGUCCAGCUUACAGCGCAUGGCCCCUCCCAUGGACGAGAUUGAUAGGAGUUCUAUGAAGAGAUUGUAUCCAGGCAGAGAGCAGAUCAGCUCUGCACUCAGCAAACAAGCCUGCAGAGAAGACCCACAGAGAGUUCUGCUGUACGUGAGGACGCACACUGAAGAGGUGUUCGAUGCGCUCAUGCUCACUGCGCCGACACUGUCCGGCCUCCGGGACGCUGUUUCAGAAAAGUACGGUUUGCAGAAAGACACCAUUGGGAAAAUCUACAAAAAGUGCAAGAGGGGGAUUUUCAUCAACAUGGACGACAACAUCAUCCAACACUACACCAACCAGGCGGCCUUCCUCAUCGAGAUGUCCGAGGUCAGCAUCGGCCAGUUCCAGGUCACCCUCAUUGAAGUAUGAGAGCCAGCGUCCAAUCAGCCGCCUGCUCCUUGGAGAACGCAACGCAUUGCAGCUGCUGGUGUGAUCCAUCUCUAAUAGCACUGCCCAGUAAAGACAAUGUAAGCCGUGGACCAAUGAGAGACCUGGGCCCGAGAGAGAGAGAGAGAGAGAGAGAGAGAGAGAGAGAGAGCAGUUCUUCAGAUUUCGGUUUAAAAGGUCAAGUCAGUUUUCUGGAUGUUGUAAAUACCACUCGGCCCAUGAUUCUGUUAUUUGACAUGCAACGUAAGAGCAAUUAUGUUGAACAGCCUGUACAUAUAUAAUGUAAAUAGAAUUUAAUAUGACCGUGUUUUAUGAACUAGCCAUGUGCAUGUCGCAAAUCCAUUUUUUUCACAUAAUGCUAUGUAUUUCAAAUUUUUUUUUUACAGAGGUUGCUAGUCUUGCUGCUUUUAAUGUAUCUAUUAUUUCUUCUCCAAGAGCCAAUGGUGCGUUUCCCUAUACCCACAACCUACUUGUGAUGUUUUUUCACUGCUAUAAGUAUCUUCCUGUAGGUUCCUGUUAGUUUCACAACUUAAAUGGCCCGACGGCUUAAUUCAGAACCUAAAGUCAGACAUUUCCACCCAUUAAAAACCACACAUAACUUAGUAUUGGCCAUCAUAUAGUCCAGAGUUGUGGACAUUUCCUUCCUUCAUGGGACCCACAGAGUUUUCCUGGAAACAGUUCAAACCCCCCAAACCCUGAGGCCUCAUUGUAUGCGUGUGUAUGUGUGUAUUUUUUUCCCUUUUACGUUACGCAUCAUUUCAAAACAAGCAUGUAUCCCUACAAUAUUUCAUUAUUGUAUCAUGGCAAUUCUGGUUGUAUUUGUCACAUCUUGCCUCUUUUGUAAGAAAAUAAAGAAAAUGCAUAACCUA
Molecule: messenger RNA, 2650 nt
Organism: Pseudoliparis swirei
Lineage: Eukaryota; Metazoa; Chordata; Actinopteri; Perciformes; Liparidae
Gene: grhl3
Product: grainyhead-like transcription factor 3
Exons: 15
Coding region: 66-1763 (565 amino acids)
Biological process (GO): regulation of transcription by RNA polymerase II
Cellular component (GO): nucleus
Molecular function (GO): DNA-binding transcription activator activity, RNA polymerase II-specific; RNA polymerase II cis-regulatory region sequence-specific DNA binding
Source: RefSeq, a predicted model, not a curated record